Molecule: messenger RNA, 1892 nt
Organism: Punica granatum (pomegranate)
Lineage: Eukaryota; Viridiplantae; Streptophyta; Magnoliopsida; Myrtales; Lythraceae
Source: RefSeq, a predicted model, not a curated record
UUCUUCUUCCCUUCGAGGACCUCCUCCUUCCUCCUCCCUCCCUCCCUCCCUUCCUACCUCCCUUCUGUUGUGGUUCCUUCCGCGUGACGGCUGAAGAAACAAGGCCCAGAGAGAAGAGAGAGAGGAGGAGGAGGCACAGACGCAAACCGAGCUCCACCGCAGGACGAGACACCGGGCCCGUUGGCGGUGGUGGAAGAGAGAAAGAACCAUUUCAAAGGGUUUGUGUCUCCUCUGAUCUAGGGAAAAAAAAAAGAAGGUAUAUAUAUAUAUAUAUAUAUAUAUAAAGAAAAAAAAGGGGGUUAAUUUGUUGAAAUUACGAUAGAAAUGGAGCAUGAGAGCAUUAACAGCUGGAUAUGGGAUGGAGUUUACUACCACCCGCAUCUAUUCGGUGGCCUAAUGCUUACUGCUGCAUUGCUGGGCUUGUCCACGAGCUACUUUGCGGGCAUUGCGGUCCCGUCACUGCCCUAUUCUUGGUACAGUCAGGGCCUCUUUCACAAGAAGACGAGAGAGAAGAAGCGGAUCCGCGUUUACAUGGAUGGUUGCUUCGAUCUCAUGCACUAUGGCCAUGCCAAUGCCUUGAGGCAGGCCAAGGCGUUGGGAGAUGAAUUGGUUGUGGGGGUUGUGAGUGAUGAGGAGAUUGUAGCCAAUAAGGGCCCCCCAGUUUUGUCCAUGGAGGAAAGGCUGGCACUUGUCAGUGGGUUGAAGUGGGUCGAUGAAGUGAUACCGAAUGCUCCAUAUGCGAUUAAUGAGCAAUUCAUGAGGAGUCUCUUUAAUGAGCAUAAGAUUGAUUACAUUAUACACGGGGAUGAUCCUUGCCUGCUUCCGGAUGGAACAGAUGCUUAUGCUCUAGCCAAAAAAGCCGGUCGCUACAAGCAAAUCAAGCGUACUGAAGGUGUCUCCAGCACAGAUAUUGUAGGAAGGAUACUUUCCUCUGCUGAGCAUACACUAGUCAGCGAAAAAGGUGAUGAAUCAUCUCUUAAUCAUAAGCAAUGUGAGGGAUCCCAUAUUUCUCAAUUUCUGCCUACAUCUCGACGGAUCGUACAAUUUUCCAAUGGAAAGGGUCCUGGUCCAAAUGCUCGAGUUGUUUACAUCGAUGGGGCAUUUGAUCUCUUUCAUGCUGGACAUGUUGAGAUUCUGAAAAGUGCAAGACAACUGGGAGAUUUUCUGUUAGUUGGCAUCUACCCUGACCAUACUGUAAGAGAAUGCAGAGGAAAUAACCACCCUAUCAUGCAUCUACAUGAACGCAGCCUUAGUGUGUUGGCUUGUCGAUAUGUUGAUGAAGUGAUCAUUGGUGCACCUUCGGAGAUCACAAAAGACAUGAUAAUAACAUUUAACAUAUCGCUGGUCGUGCAUGGCACCGUUGCGGAGAGCAAUGCUUCAGCGAUGGUUGGAGCUGAUCCGUAUGCAGUACCUAAGAGCAUGGGAAUCUUCCGAUUACUUGAGAGCCCGAAAGAUAUAACCACCACGUCAAUAGCUCAAAGGAUCGUAGCCAAUCAUGAGGCCUACACGAAACGCAAUGCCAAGAAGACCAAAAGUGAGAAGAAAUAUUAUGCUGAGAAGAAGUAUGUCAGCGGAGAUUAGCUUUCCCUAACAGAUCAUCAUUAUUGGGUAGUUGAGAUUGGGACCCUUGUAUCCUGAUGCCGCCUCCUCGUUGACCCAUCUCAUCUACAGCCCUUUUAUUGGUAGAGAUGCAGGGCGGUUGCUUGCUCAUACAUUUACUCGGUAGGAAGAAGGGACUGGUCUAUGACCCUCUGAUUAGAGAUGCCUAUUUUUUCAAUAUGUUAUUGUUUGUAGCUCUAUCCAGGGUUUCCUGAGAAUCGAAACCUUCCAACGGUAUGCUGACCUCAUAUGUUAUUUUCUACAUUGAAAAUGAGUCAUUGCUUUUACAACUU